This is a messenger RNA of Crotalus tigris (Tiger rattlesnake), 2284 nucleotides long. It is a transcript of the gene SLC13A3, whose product is annotated as solute carrier family 13 member 3. Gene Ontology annotation, molecular function: sodium:dicarboxylate symporter activity; succinate transmembrane transporter activity; citrate transmembrane transporter activity. Gene Ontology annotation, cellular component: membrane. The record is from RefSeq and is a predicted model, not a curated record. The coding region runs from base 129 to 1952 and encodes 607 amino acids. NCBI's taxonomy places the organism in Eukaryota, Metazoa, Chordata, Lepidosauria, Squamata, Viperidae. The transcript is spliced from 13 exons. Gene Ontology annotation, biological process: citrate transport; monoatomic anion transmembrane transport.
CUCCCCCGAGAUAAAAACCCUGCCUCCUCCUCUCCUCCUCCUCCUCUCUCCUCCCCUGAGAUAAAACCUCGGUCCCGGCGCUACGGUCGCUCUCCCUUAAGCCGAUCCGGUGCGGUGUUUGUCAGGGUAUGGCAGCGCUGGGAGCCGUAGUGAAGAAAGUAUGGUGUAUCCGCCGCUAUUUGGUGAUUCUGUGCGCUCCGCUGGUGCUGCUCCCCAUUCUCUUCAGCCUGCCCCCCAAGGAAGGAAAAUGUCUCUAUGUCAUUUUGGUGAUGGCGAUAUAUUGGUGCACCGAAGCUCUGCCUCUAUCAGUGACUGCUCUUCUCCCUGUAAUUCUUUUUCCUUUCCUUGGAAUUCUCCCAGCAAACAAAGUUUGUCCCCAAUACUUUUUAGACACCAACUUCCUCUUUUUGAGUGGCUUGACUAUGGCAGCUGCCAUUGAAGAGUGGAAUCUGCAUCGUAGAAUUGCAUUAAGAAUCCUUAUGUUAGUGGGAGUCCAACCAGCCAGGCUCAUUUUAGGCAUGAUGCUAACAACUUCCUUCUUGUCUAUGUGGCUGAGUAAUACAGCCUCUACUGCUAUGAUGCUACCAAUUGCAUUGGCUGUUUUAAAAAGCCUUUUUGGAGAUAAGGAAACAUCUAAUGAUUGCAAUAAAGUAAAAGAAGAAAAUAAAGCUUCAGUACAUCAGAAUAAACUUCACAUGGUGCCAACUGAGAUGCAGCUUCUAACAAAUAUUAAUGAGAAAGAUAUGACUGAAGAGAAGGAAGUCACAGUUGACAUUUCCUUGGAUAUAACGAAGGAAGAACAUGACAAGACAAAUAUAUGGAAAGCAUUUCUGAUUUCCAUUCCUUAUGCUGCUAGUAUUGGUGGAACAGCAACACUGACUGGGACAGCCCCAAACCUCAUUCUUUCAGGACAGUUAAAGAGUUAUUUUCCAGGAUGUGAUGUUGUGAACUUUGGCUCUUGGUUUGUGUUUGCCUUUCCCUUAAUGGUACUUUUCCUUUUCCUUGGAUGGCUCUGGAUAUGCUUCCUUUAUGGAUGCAUUAACUUAAGAGUCUGCAGAAAGAAGAAAUCGGAGAUAAGAGCUGAUGCAGAAGGCCGAGCUCGGGCAGUUAUAAAGGAAGACUAUGAGAAACUGGGACCAAUAAAGUUUGCAGAGCAGGCAGUAUUCGUUCUCUUCUGUUUAUUUGCCAUCCUGCUGUUCUCCAGAGAUCCAAAAUUCAUCACAGGUUGGGCAAGCUUAUUUAAACCAGGGUUUGUCUCAGAUGCAGUUACUGGAAUCACAAUAGUGACAAUAUUAUUCUUCUUCCCAGCGAAAAAGCCAUCUCUUAAAUGGUGGUUUGAUCUAAAAGCAUCAAAUGUUGAGAAUAAACCUUUGCUAACUUGGAGCAAAGCCCAAGAAAGUGUGCCUUGGAAUAUAAUCCUGUUGCUUGGAGGAGGAUUUGCAAUGGCAAAAGGAUGUGAGGAAUCAGGUUUGUCUGUCUGGAUUGGAGGUCGUCUUGACCCUCUAGAGAAUCUCCCUCCUCCUGUGGCUGUAAUUCUCAUCACAGCAGUCAUAGCAAUGUUCACAGAAUUUGCCAGUAAUACAGCUACAAUCAUCAUCUUCUUGCCUGUCUUGGCAGAACUGGCCAUUCGUUUGAAGGUGAAUCCUCUCUAUUUAAUGAUACCAGGAACUGUAGGAUGCUCUUUUGCCUUCAUGCUUCCAGUCUCUACACCCCCAAAUUCCAUUGCUUUUGCUUCUGGGCAUUUGAUGGUGAAAGACAUGGCUAGAACUGGCCUACUGAUGAAUUUAAUGGGAAUCUGUCUUCUGAGCUUGGCCAUCAAUACUUGGGCUAUGAGCAUUUUUCAGCUAGGCAGCUUUCCUUCCUGGGCCAAUGUCCAUAUGGGAAAUGCAACCACCGUAAUGGGACAUGCUCAAAACAUUACUUUGAACUUAACUAUAAAUAAACUUAUAUAAUUAUUACUUAACUAUAAGUAAAGCAACUUUAUUGAGAUUGGGUGAGAAAACGUCUGUCCUCAAAUCUGAGCACUAAAUUAAAUCAAUAUUAAAUACAGGUAUGUGUGGGAAGACAUACUGUGGAUGCGCCUGUAUCAUAGGACCAUCAAGUACUUUUGUUUGUUUUUUUACAAAUCUUUGUAAAUAUUCAUUGACUAUUUGAAAGACAUAAAAUACUUUUAUUUUCAUUCAAAGAAUUAUCAAGUAGCUCUAGAUACACCUUUCACUGUUUGAGGCCUGGAAGAUCUUUUACCAUCUUUCCUUGUUCAAAUAAAGGUGAUUAUUUUACUUUA